Molecule: messenger RNA, 3210 nt
Organism: Physcomitrium patens
Lineage: Eukaryota; Viridiplantae; Streptophyta; Bryopsida; Funariales; Funariaceae
Product: long-chain-alcohol oxidase FAO4A
Molecular function (GO): long-chain-alcohol oxidase activity; flavin adenine dinucleotide binding
Source: RefSeq, a predicted model, not a curated record
AAGUCGCGACUUCGCUACUACAUUCUGACAUUGCCUGUGGGUUGUCGAUUUGGUUCCCGCGUCGGUGUGGAACUGCACCGGAGUGUGCGAUUCCGUAAGCUUCCGUGACAAGUGUUGCCGUGCAGUUUGUAAUUUGGUCCAGUUCGUUGCACCUGCAACUAGUUCCGAAAAUUCCGAGCAUGCUGACAACAGUGCUCACGCUAUCCGAGGCGAUUCCUCUCGGUCGACUAGUGCAACCCAUUCAGUUGUGUGUGAAAACCUCACAAGCUCCGAUCAGCAUUGUUAUCCUAGAUCUCUAACCUAGCACCUUCCAGCUAGAUUGGAUAUGCUAUGUAUACCAUUUCCGGCGAGGUUUUUGUCUUUUUCCUGCAGUAAACCUCUAUCUUGACUCAGCUCUAUAUUUUCGUGGAUUGAUAUAAAGCUAAGUUCGCUUGGCGUCUAGAUUUAAGAUUUAAAGUCGCCUAGAUAUGUUAAACGUUCUAAAAGUUUACACACCGUUAUUUGUAUUCUAUCAUGUGCCGUGAAAACUGGUCUUCCUCGUGAUUGUGAUUCUUCCUAUUUUUAGCAAAUAAAUCGGCCACCCACAUGUCUGAAUGAGGAAGGGAUUGUUUAGCGACACUGAAUAGCGACUCCUUAUUUUAGUGAGCAGAUUCCUUCAUGCUUCAGCAUUCUCAGGUUGCGUAGAUAUCAGACGUACUGCGCAGAAGUGAGCAACUUUUUGGUGCGCCUGGAGUGCGGAGUCCGCAAGAGAUGGGAAUUGGUAAUGGCGCCGGGAUUGAUGAGAAAAAGAUAGCCAAGCUAGUACUUCACGCUCACCCCUCGCUUUUAAGAUGGGCGCCUCCUUGCAAACACAACUUCACUCCAGCUCAAUUCGAAGCUCUGAAAGCGGUUUGCGAUACCAUUGUACCCUCUCUGCCUCCGCCUUUCAAAGACGGUGAAGCAUUCGAGCUUAUGCGAGGAGUGACGGCGGAGGAUGUCGCGAGGUUUUACGAAGCGAACGCUUCAGAUGAGGGAGUAGCUGAAGUUGUAGCUGCUUCUCUGGAGGUUUUGGUAAGACCCGUGGUAUUGAAGACUAUGCUACAGGUUCUAAGCCUUCUCAGUACAGGGUGGGGUACUGCUUUGCUUGCCGUCGUGGGGAGGGUGAACAUCCUCACUUUCAAGUAUCCCGUAUUCAGAAAGUUUUCACGUCUGCCGCUCAGAGACCAAGAAAAGGUGUUGCGGGGAUGGUCGACCAGCCCUCUCCCUCAGUUCCGACUAUUGUUCAAGGCCUUCAAGAGUGUGGGUGGAUGGGCCUUUUACUCUAAGGUUAAUGAAUACGGAUAUAAUGUGUCCUGGAAGGCAAUUGGGUACCCUGGUGUGGCUCCAGAGGUUAGAAAUCGGACCGAGGCUGAUUACAAGCAGCCCAGGCCACUCGGAGAUGCUCACGUUGACGCCAAGGAAGCAGGGGCAGGGCUGAAGUCGAUCCUUGCCAGUAAGGGCUUUGUUGUAGAAGAAGUUGAGAGCUUCAGAUCGCAAUCGGAGAAAUUGGGCUUCUCGAAGAACGACAAUGAUGUUUAUCUGCAGUGUGAUGCGGUUGUUGUGGGUUCUGGAUCUGGAGGCGGGGUAAUGGCAGCUGCUCUUGCAAAACAAGGCUUCAAGGUUGUGGUCCUAGAGAAAGGCCAAUACUUCGCUGCUCAAGAUAUGUCAACGUUAGAAGGGCCUACUCUACUAAAUAUGUUCGAGAAAAUGGGAGCUAUGGCCACCGAUGACGGAGGAGUGGCCCUCAUAGCCGGAAAGUCGGUGGGCGGAGGCACGACAAUUAACUGGUCUGUGUCUUUGAAAACUCCUCAGAAUGUGCGCGACGAGUGGGCUAAUGAACAUGGUUUGGAUAUGUUCAACAGUGAGAGAUACGACAAGGCCACACAAGCAGUGUGCGACCGCAUCUCGGUACAACCAAAUGUUGAUAAACACAGCAUACAAAAUAUAAUUUUGCGAGAAGGCUGCAAGAAACUAGGGUAUCAUCAUGGAACAUUGUCGAGAAACUGUGCCUCCGAUCACUACUGUGGCUGGUGCACCUAUGGUUGUCCUACUGGAAAGAAGCAGUCCACAGCUCAGACAUGGCUGGUCGAUGCUGUCAACACCGGCAAUGCUUUGAUUCUGUCAAAUUGUACAGCAGACUAUGUUUUCCAUGGUGCCAACCCAGGUGGUGUUAAGGGAAGCAAAGCUCAGGGAGUAGCAGCCACUAUUGUAGGUGGGCCUAAUCGGGUAUAUAUCAAGGCAAAUGCAACGGUCGUGUCAUGCGGGGCACUCAUGACUCCUGUUCUGCUUCUCAAAAGUGGAUUAAAAAAUCCAAACAUCGGAAAGUAUCUUCGGUUGCAUCCCGCUAGUACAUGCUAUGGCUACUUCCCUGAAGGAACUGGACCUGAGGGAAGGCCAUACGAAGGAGGUAUCAUGACGGAAUACGCGCCUGUGAAUUUUAGGAAACCCACCGAGUAUGGAGGUCUUCUCGAAACUGGAGUGUUUCAUCCUGGAGCGUUUUCAGCAUUCCACGCAUGGGGCUCCGGUGCUGAUAACAAGGAGCGUUUGCUGCGUCACGGCCGCACUUCACACAUAACAGUCGUCGUCCGUGACAAAGGGUUUGGAACUGUGGAAAUAGACAAAGGAAGAAACCCAAAAAUCAGUUACAAAAUGUCAAAAUAUGAUCAGGAGACCACUGUGGCUGGCAUGGUUCAAAGUUUGAGGGUGCUUGUAGCAGCUGGGGCUGUUGAAGUUGGCUCACAACAAUUGGGUGCAGAGCGAUUUAAUGCGAAGGGGGCAUCUCCUUCGGAUAUCGAAGCCUAUUUGAACAGGGUGGAGCGCCGAGGUGCAAGCGAAACCACAGCCCAGAUAAUUUCAGCUCACCAGCUAGGAAGUUGCCGAAUGGGCACAAGCCCCUCUACCUCAGCAGCUGAUCCAAGAGGGGAGAUCUGGGAAGUAGAGGGCCUCUUUGUUGGAGAUGGCAGUGUGCUGCCAACGGCACCAGGUGUUAACCCAAUGGUGACAAUUCAGUCUGUAGCAUUUUGCACGGCAGAGCAUAUUGUGCAAUAUUUGAACAAGUUCAAAAUUUAAUUAUAUAUAAAUAAAUAAAUAAAUACAUGUUGAACUGUAAAACCUGCGUAGAAGAGGGAUAUGUAUUAUAUUUAAUGUUGUACUUUUAUCAAAAGCUACAUAACAUGUUCGCCAAUUGAGAAA